This is a messenger RNA of Knipowitschia caucasica, 393 nucleotides long. Lineage: Eukaryota; Metazoa; Chordata; Actinopteri; Gobiiformes; Gobiidae. The record is from the annotation of a GenBank genome assembly.
AUGAACAGCAUUUUCUUCUUGAUCCUUUUCAGUGCGUUUUUAAAAUACAAGACUAAAAACAUGUUCAAGUCAAAGACAUGUUUACGCUGCCGGGAAGCUCACGGAGACUCUUCUGAUCCAACACCCAGUGCUCACGACGACAACAGAGAACGACGCCGCCGACAAAACACCGGGCUUCUGUUUCGGAGGCGUUCGUACGACAUGGUGUGUGCACUAAGAGUGACUCGACCUGCUUUGCAUAUUCUCUUCAUCUCCACGGCUGCCAGUUCCAGUUCUUCUGGAGUGUACCGGGUGCCAGACUCUGCUGCUGCUGGAGACAGAGCCGGAGCUGCAGUUGGACCCGCUGCCUCCUACACACGUGGCAUGGGCCAAACCGUAACGAGGCGGGACUAA